Molecule: messenger RNA, 444 nt
Organism: Nematocida ausubeli
Lineage: Eukaryota; Fungi; Microsporidia
Product: 30S ribosomal protein S19e
Exons: 1
Coding region: 1-444 (147 amino acids)
Biological process (GO): ribosomal small subunit assembly; translation
Cellular component (GO): ribosome; cytosolic small ribosomal subunit
Molecular function (GO): RNA binding; structural constituent of ribosome
Source: RefSeq, a predicted model, not a curated record
AUGAAAGUUGAAGAAAUAUGCCCAGAACAGUUCAUAAAUGUUCUUUCAAAAUCCCUCAAGGAGGAAAAGAAAAUAGAAAGACCAGCAGAAGCAGAUCACAUUAAGACUGGCCACGGAAGAGAGCAGGCACCAGUAAGUGAGGAUUGGUACCACGUCAGAGCUGCAUCUCUCUUGAGAAAGCUCUACAUGGAAGAGCUCACCAACCCAGAGAAGAGCAAGUAUGGAUUUGGAGUUAUGUGGUUCGCAAGAGUAUAUGGAGGAGCGAAGAACAACGGACACAAGCCAUCCCACACAGUAUCCGGAUCAAAGAGUCUUGUUAGAAGAAUUCUCCAGUCUCUAGAGAACGUUAAGCUCGUUUCAACUAUGCCCAAAGGAGGAAGAAAACUCACCCAGACAGGCCAUGCUUAUCUUCAGGAGAUAGCUGGAAAAGCAACCACUGCCUAA